UGUUCACAGAACUUGGUCGGGAUGUGUAAAUGAUGUAAAGACACAAGAAACGAUAGCAAUGUUCUACAACUUAAAGCACACAUCCAAGAUGUUGGUUUGGCUGGUCCUGUUGACUGGGGAUCUCGGCGUUCAAGGUACCACCAAAAAUGUCUGUACGCUGGAAAAAAUUUCCUUCAGUGUGGAAGAAUACAAAGCUGAGUUUAAGCUUCUCAUAGAAGGCGAGAACCACACCAACGUCCCUAAACCCGACCCAAACAACAAACUUGAACAAAGUCCCUUGUGUGGUCAGACUCUAGUUGACCAGUCGCGGGCCAUUGUCAGGGGAGAGGAAGCUCCUGAGAAUGCCUGGCCGUGGUAUGUCUAUCUCCUGACACAUGUCUCUGAGGGAACUGCGAUGUGUGGGGGUUCAAUUCUCACCGAGUGGUGGAUCCUGACAGCAGGACACUGUAUGAUUUCACGGAACUCUACUAUCAUGGUUUACUUUGGAUUAACUGACAAAACACAACUGGACACGGCAAAACCUAUCAAAGCUGAAAAGCGUUUUACAAAACUUUAUAUUGAAGAUGGAGUUGUUUACAAUGACAUCAUGCUUCUCAAGCUUGAGUCUCCAAUAACCUUCUCUGACGCAAUCAGGCCGGUCUGCUUGCCCGAGGAGGACAUGAGCAAGUCUAAAAAUUGUUUUAGUAUUGGAUUUGGAGCAACCGCUCCUGUGGGAGAAAUUUCUAAAAAAUUGAUGCAAAUCAAAUCCAACCCCAUGGAUUAUAAACUUUGCAGGUUUUUCCUUCGCUAUAUUGCUAUGCUUAACCACACAGAAAAUUUGAUUUGUUCCGAUGUGGAGCGAGGCCAAGGAACAUGUUUUGGCGAUUCAGGGGGCCCCAUGAAUUGUAAGGCCAAUAGCAGAUAUUUUAUCGUCGGCGUGACGUCUACCACGUUUGAGUGUGGGCAGACCGAGUUACCAUCUGGCUUGGUUUCAGUGUAUGCCUGGAUAGAGUGGAUUAAAACCACAAUCAAAUCCAAUUCGUAACGAGUUACGGCAGUGGCGUCGCAAGGUUGGUUGUCACCCGGUGCGGCGCAUCCUGGUUUCACCCCCUCCCCCCCCCCCA
Physella acuta is the source of this 1103-nucleotide messenger RNA. Its product is annotated as transmembrane protease serine 13-like. NCBI's taxonomy places the organism in Eukaryota, Metazoa, Mollusca, Gastropoda, Physidae. Gene Ontology annotation, molecular function: serine-type endopeptidase activity. Gene Ontology annotation, biological process: proteolysis. The record is from RefSeq and is a predicted model, not a curated record.